This is a messenger RNA of Parnassius mnemosyne (clouded apollo), 1254 nucleotides long. NCBI's taxonomy places the organism in Eukaryota, Metazoa, Arthropoda, Insecta, Lepidoptera, Papilionidae. The record is from the annotation of a GenBank genome assembly.
AUGAAAUCUUCCCCAAUAAAUGCUCUCCAAGUUGAAUGUGUAGAUCCCCCUCUUUACCUAAGAAGACAAUAUCUUUCGGACCGAUUCUUUUUUAAAAUCUAUCAACUCUCUUCACAUCCUCUCAUUUCUAAAUUACACCUUCUUUUGGAAUAUAUUUCAACAAAGCAUUACUGGACUCAUAAAGAAUCUCCCUGCUUAUCCAACAGUUUGGUAACAUUACUCCAUCUACCACACCCAGUAUCACAAUGCAAGUCCUGUCCCAUCUUUGAUAUCCCAUAUGAUGCAAUUAUUUUCCAACCAAAUAUCCACCUCGACCUUGGUAUUGAGAAAGAUUGCCCUAUAGCAAAUAGUAAACUAAGUAGAGUCAUAGAUAAUUUAUGGAAAGGCUGGCUUAUUAUAUACACUGAUGCCUCCAAAAAGUCAGGUGAAAGUUGCACUGGAGCAGCAGUUUGGAUUCCCAGAUACAAAAUAAUCCUCAAUUUUAAAUGCCCUUCUAUUUCUUCCACUUUUACUGGCGAGGCCACGGCAAUUUAUGAAGCUUUGAUUUAUAUAGAAGCACACAACUUAAAUAAGUCAGUUAUUCUUACCGACUCCAAAAGCUGUUUGUUAGCAAUUUUGUCAAACCAGUUCCAAAGUAAAUAUAAGUUACCCUUGAUCCUCAAAAUUAAACACACAUUGUAUAGAUGUCAUCUCAAGGGCAUUCAGGUUUCCUUAGCUUGGAUUCCAGGUCAUAGUGGCAUUAAGGGCAAUGAAACAGCUGAUCUGAUGGCUAAAAAUGCAAGUCGAAAUGGUUUGCCAUGUAAUUUAAUUUACUCUUCAGACAUAGUGUUACUUGCAAAGAAGAAGUUAAGUAAUAAUUGGAACACAUUAUGGAAAGCCACUCAAAAUAUAAAAGGUAAACACUAUGCUGCUAUACAAUGUGCCAUCCCUCCAAAACCAUGGUUUUUCAAAUUUAAUAAAGCUAACAAACAGUCAACAUCAACUAUUUGUAGACUUAGAAUUGGCCAUGCUUGUACACCAGUACAUUUAGCCAAACUGAGGAUUAGGGAUAGUUCCCUCUUCGAAUGUGGGUUAGAUGAGGGAACCUCAGACCAUAGUUUUUUUAACUGUCCAAAAUUAUCUUGUUCACUCUAUGAUCAUCUCCCUCCUGACAUCCCUCGUCCUAUAAAUUUUGAUUCACUUUUAACCUACACAAAUACUCCUUAUGUAUAUAUUCUGUGUGAUUUUAUUAACACUAAUAGUAUAAAAGUUUAA